AUGCGGGGACUCCUGGCGCCUCAGAACACCUUCCUGGACACCAUCGCCACGCGCUUCGACGGCACGCAUAGUAACUUCGUGCUGGGCAACGCCCAGGUGGCGGGGCUCUUCCCCGUGGUCUACUGCUCUGAUGGCUUCUGCGACCUCACGGGUUUCUCCCGGGCUGAGGUCAUGCAGCGGGGCUGUGCCUGCUCCUUCCUCUAUGGGCCAGACACCAGUGAGCUCGUCCGCCAACAGAUCCGAAAGGCCCUGGAUGAGCACAAGGAGUUCAAAGCUGAGCUGAUCCUAUACCGGAAGAGCGGGCUCCCGUUCUGGUGUCUCCUGGAUGUGAUACCCAUAAAGAAUGAGAAGGGGGAAGUGGCCCUCUUCCUAGUCUCUCACAAGGACAUCAGUGAUACCAAGAACCGAGGGGGCCCUGACAGCUGGAAGGAGAGAGGUGGUGGCCGGCGCCGAUAUGGCAGGGCAGGGGCCAAAGGCUUCAAUGCCAACCGACGACGGAGUCGGGCUGUGCUCUACCACCUGUCUGGGCACCUGCAGAAGCAGCCCAAGGGGAAGCACAAGCUCAAUAAGGGGGUGUUUGGGGAAAAGCCAAAUUUGCCAGAGUACAAAGUAGCCGCCAUCCGGAAGUCACCUUUCAUCCUGCUGCACUGUGGGGCGCUGAGGGCCACUUGGGACGGCUUCAUCCUGCUUGCCACCCUCUAUGUGGCCGUCACCGUGCCCUACAGCGUGUGCGUGAGCACAGCCCGGGAACCCAGCGCCGCCCGGAGUCCCCCCAGUGUCUGUGACCUGGCUGUGGAAGUCCUCUUCAUUCUUGACAUUGUGCUGAAUUUCCGCACCACGUUCGUGUCCAAGUCAGGCCAGGUGGUGUUUGCCCCAAAGUCCAUUUGCCUCCACUACGUUACCACCUGGUUCCUGCUGGAUGUCAUUGCAGCGCUGCCCUUCGACCUGCUCCACGCCUUCAAGGUCAACGUGUACGUCGGGGCGCACCUGCUGAAGACAGUGCGCCUGCUGCGCCUGCUGCGCCUGCUCCCGCGGCUGGACCGCUACUCCCAGUACAGCGCCGUGGUGCUGACCCUGCUCAUGGCCGUGUUCGCCCUGCUCGCCCACUGGGUGGCCUGCAUCUGGUUCUACAUCGGCCAGCGGGAGAUCGAGAGCAGCGCCUCCGAGCUGCCUGAGAUUGGCUGGCUGCAGGAGCUGGCCCGCCGACUGGAGACCCCCUACUACCUGGUGGCCCGGAGCCCGGCUGUAGGGAACAGCUCUGGCCAGAGUGACAACUGUAGCAGCAGUGGCAGCGAGGCCAACAGGACGGGUCCGGAGCUCCUGGGCGGCCCCUCACUACGCAGCGCCUACAUCACCUCCCUCUACUUCGCACUCAGCAGCCUCACCAGCGUGGGCUUUGGCAACGUGUCCGCCAACACGGACACGGAGAAGAUCUUCUCCAUCUGCACCAUGCUCAUCGGCGCCCUGAUGCACGCGGUGGUGUUUGGGAACGUGACGGCCAUCAUCCAGCGCAUGUACGCCCGCCGCUUUCUGUACCACAGCCGCACCCGCGACCUGCGCGACUACAUCCGCAUCCACCGCAUCCCCAAGCCCCUCAAGCAGCGCAUGCUCGAGUACUUCCAGGCGACCUGGGCUGUGAACAACGGUAUCGACACCACCGAGCUGCUGCAGAGCCUCCCAGACGAGCUCCGUGCAGACAUUGCCAUGCACCUACACAAGGAGGUCCUGCAGCUGCCCCUGUUCGAGGCGGCGAGCCGCGGCUGCCUGCGGGCGCUGUCCCUGGCCCUGCGGCCCGCCUUCUGCACGCCUGGCGAGUACCUCAUCCACCAGGGGGACGCCCUCCAGGCCCUCUACUUCGUCUGCUCCGGCUCCAUGGAGGUGCUCAAGGGCGGCACAGUGCUCGCCAUCCUAGGGAAGGGCGAUCUAAUCGGCUGUGAGCUGCCCCGGCGCGAGCAGGUGGUCAAGGCCAAUGCCGAUGUGAAGGGGCUGACAUACUGUGUCCUGCAGUGUCUGCAGCUGGCCGGAUUGCACGAGAGCCUCGCACUGUACCCUGAGUUUGCCCCGCGCUUCAGCAGGGGCCUCCGGGGGGAGCUCAGCUACAACCUGGGUGCUGGUGGAGGCCCCGCAGAGGUGGACACUAGCUCGCUGAGUGGCGACAACACCCUCAUGUCCACACUGGAGGAGAAGGAGACAGAUGGGGAGCAGGGCCCCACAGCCUCACCAGCCCCAGCUGAUGAGCCCUCCAGCCCCCUACUGUCCCCCAGCUGCACCUCCUCAUCCUCAGCCGCCAAGCUGCUAUCCCCGCGUCGAACCGCACCCCGGCCCCGGCUCGGUGGCAGAGGGCGGCCAGGCAGGGCAGGGGCUUCGCAGGCUGAGGCUGGCCCCUCUGCUCACCCUCGGAGCUUAGAGGGGCUGCGGCUGCCCCAUGUGCCAUGGAAUGUGCCCCCGGAUCUGAGCCCCAGGGUAGUAGAUGGCAUUGAGGAUGGCUGUGGCUCCGACCAACCCAAGUUCUCUUUCCGUGUGAGGCAGUCUGGCCCAGAAUGUAGCAGCAGCCCCUCUCCUGGACCAGAGAACAGCCUGCUCACUGUCCCCCUUGGGCCCAGCGAGGUGAGGAACACAGACACGCUGGACAAGCUUCGGCAGGCGGUGACAGAGCUGUCUGAGCAGGUGCUGCAGAUGCGGGAGGGGCUGCAGUCCCUUCGCCAGGCAGUGCAGCUGGUCCUGGCGCCCCAUGGGGAGGGCCCGUGUCCUCAGGCGUCGGGAGAGGGGCCUUUCCCGGCUGGUGCCUCUGGGCUCCUGCAGCCUCUGUGUGUGGACACUGGGACAUCGUCCUACUGCCUACAGCCCCCGGCUGGCUCUGUCUUGAGUGGGACCUGGCCCCACCCUCGUCCAGGGCCACCUCCUCUUGUGGCACCCUGGCCCUGGGGCCCCCCAGCAUCGCAGAGCUCCCCCUGGCCUCGAGCCAGCUUUUGGACCUCCACCUCUGACUCGGAGCCCCCAGGCUCAGGAGAACUAUGCCCCGAGCCCAGCACCCCUGGCUCACCGCCUCCUGAGGAAGGGACUAGGACUGGGCCCCCAGAGCCUGUGAACCAGGCUGAGGCUGCCAGCACUGGAGAGCCCCCACCAGGGUCAGGGGGCCUAGCCUUGCCAUGGGAACCCCAUAGCCUGGAGAUGGUGCUUAUUGGCUGCCAUGGCUCUGGCACAGUCCAGUGGACCCAGGAAGAAGGCACAGGAGUCUGACCUCUAGCUACAGAACUCAGUGUUGCCAGACAUGCUGCCAUCUGCUGCUCUGCCCAACCUCGGGGUGGAGGAAAGGUGGCAGCCACCCUCCAGGACUCCAUGCUGCCCGCUGGCUCUGGGCAGGGAGCCCAAGAGCAAAGCUGGGCUCUCAGAGGGUGGGCUGGAAUUUCAGGGGCAGGCCCCAGGCUAGGAAUCUUUGGGUUCCUUCUCCUGGGGCCCUUCCUUACCUCAGUCUGCUCCUCUGACUGCCUCAUCUCCCUCUGCAGGCUGGGGGACAGAGGCCUGAGGCCAAAGAGGGGGUUCUGCCAUCCCCUGCAUGUGCCCCUGCCUUACCUGUCCCCCCGUUUUUUAUAUUACAAAAAUAAACUACUUUGGAA
This is a messenger RNA of Vicugna pacos (alpaca), 3617 nucleotides long. It is a transcript of the gene KCNH3, whose product is annotated as potassium voltage-gated channel subfamily H member 3. Lineage: Eukaryota; Metazoa; Chordata; Mammalia; Artiodactyla; Camelidae. Gene Ontology annotation, molecular function: voltage-gated potassium channel activity. Gene Ontology annotation, biological process: potassium ion transmembrane transport; regulation of membrane potential. The record is from RefSeq and is a predicted model, not a curated record. Gene Ontology annotation, cellular component: plasma membrane.